This is a messenger RNA of Bursaphelenchus okinawaensis, 5514 nucleotides long. The record is from the annotation of a GenBank genome assembly. NCBI's taxonomy places the organism in Eukaryota, Metazoa, Nematoda, Chromadorea, Rhabditida, Aphelenchoididae.
AUGAAGACGUCGUUACGGAUAUUGUACAUAUUAUUUUUUAUUUCUCAAGUAAAUGCGACUAAAAAUGUUGUCGUAUCUUUGCAAGCUCAAUGGAAUCAUACGUCGUUUGUAGCCGAAGCUAGGUAAGAAUUUUGUAUUUCAAUUUAUGUAUUUUUUAGUGAAUAUUUGGCGUCUGAAGAUAAAAAUUUGUUCUGGAGGUAUCUUGAUCAGCUAGCGGAUGCCAAAUCGUUACCAAGCGACAGUAAGUCCGAUAUACGGGUUAUAAAGGUCUUUUAGGAAGUCACGAAGCCGAGUAUGAGGUGGCUUACAAGAAUGUCGUGGCUAUCGUUGGUGAAGCACGGUCCGACCUCAUUAAACUGGCACUGGCAUUGAGAAUAUAUUCUCCUAGGGUUUCUGUGUUCAGGCAGAUGGGUCAGGAUGAACAUGCUGAUUGUGAUACUUUUGUUGUUGUAAAUAAUCACAAGCUCUGUGAUUUGUCUGGAUUGGACAAUGCUUUGACAUCUGGUGACAAGUAAGUUAUGAUACAUGGAAAUAUUUUGUUAAUAUUUAGUUUAACAAAUAUUCCUGAAGCUUUGAAUUCUUAUUAAAUUUUAUUUUUUAUAGUUCAUGGUUUCUUUCGUACACUUUUGAUCACAUCUACGAACCAAAAGACGAAAACAAGCCGUUUGCUGUUUUAUAUUGUGAUCUGGGAACUGAAAAGUGUUCUACCUUCCACAAGAAGCUGGUGUCUUUGGCAAAGGUCAACAAGAUCCAAUAUGUUUUCCGUCAUUACUCAAAAGUAAGUUGCUAUUUGUGUUUAUCUUAUUGACACGGUUAGGAAACUGAGGUGUCAGGAGUUGGAUUAUCUGGAUAUGGAGCAGAGUUGGCUAUCAAGAACACUGAAUACAAAGCUGUAGAUGAUUCUCAACAUAACAAUGCUGAUUUCGAUGAAGAAAAGGACAGAGACAUCCAUGGCCUAGACUUCAACGUGCUCAGAAAGAAUCAUCCUGACAGUGUUGCUUCAUUGAAACAGUUGAAACGUCAUUUGUCUGAUCUCGAAGAACUGACCCCGUUGAAGCAAUGGGAGGUGUCUGAUCUGUCUUACCAAGCGGCUUACAAAAUAAUAUCAGCUGAACCAGAAAGAGCGUUGAAUGAGUUGACGGAUGUGUCACAGAACUUUCCCAUUAGAGCCAGAAGUUUGGUCAAUGUUAAGGUCCCUCAAGACUUUAGACAGGAAGUACGUAUGAACCAGAAAGUGAUGAAAGAGGACAGCGGAAUAUCUGAAGGAGAAAAUGCAUUCUACGUCAAUGGAAUCAGCGUGGAUGUAGAACAACUUGAUGUUUUUCAGUUGUACGAAACUGUUUUGGCCGAGGAGAAGUUGGCGUCUGUGUUUUACAACAUGGGCUUUAGAGUAGGUUUUCCUUAUUUUUGAAUGUAUUUUUUAGUGCAUACAUUGUAAUCUUACAAUUUUAUACUCUGUCCUUAAAAUUACAUUAAAGUUAUGGUUUUUAGCGUGAGUACCUGUCGUUGCUGUACCAACAAAAGUUCAUCGAAGAGAAAGCCAACUUUGCCAUCGAUUACAGAGAAGCUUAUCCAGAAUACUUGAAUAACUUGGACAAGGAUAAACAGUACAAGGACUGGGGUAACAGUGUGAAAGCACUUCUACAGCCUACUUACAUGGGAAUGUUAAGGCCGAUUGCAAGGAAUUUCUUUACAUUAAUAUUUGUGGUGGAUCCAGCUAGUCCGGAAGCGAAGAAUCUGUUGUCUGUGGGACAUUCACUGUACAUCCACAGAGUUCCUAUCAGAAUUGGUUAUGUGUUUGUAGUCAACGAUGACAAAACAGUGUCUGGGUUGACUGAUACUGGAGUCGCUCUUCUGAACUUGUACAACUUUGCAAAAUCCGAUAGGAAGUCUGUUCCAAAAGCGAUUGAUUUGUUGGUAAAAGUAAGUUUCGACUUUAAAAAUUACUGUAUUGAUAAAUUAGAAUUGAUAGUAUAUUUUUUGUAUGUUUUAUUAAUUUUACCAUAAAGUUGUUCUAAAACAAUAUGUUUUAGUGCUUGGAGAUAAUCUCUUCGAAUCCAUCAGCAGAAGCCGUUCACAAUUUCUUUAAAAAGAAGUUCCACGGUGAAGACAUCAAUGACGUCUUCCAAGCUGACAGUGACUACGAUACUGGUCGUACUGCUGGAGCUGCUUUCCUUCGCCGAAGUUUGUUGGAGAAGGCGCCUAAAGUAAUGUUGAACGGAAUCAUCCUUGACGAUGCUUCGGUCACACCAGAUCGGAUUGAGGAAGCGAUUCUGAUGCAGAUCAUGAGACAGACUAACUAUUUGCAACGAUCUGUUAUGAUGGGAAAACUGACAGACCGAGACAACGUUCAGAACUGGGUCAUGAGCCAACCUGAAGUGUUACCUCGGCUUAACCGACGUUUCCUGGAAACACCAGAUGUUGUUGUUGUUCAUGAAAACGUUUAUCGUAAGUUUUUAUUAAUUCAUUAGCAUAUUUUUUAAGUUAUGUAACGUUUGUUAACUCUAUUUAUACCUAAAUUUAACUUCAGCAUGCGCAGCUAAAACAGAAGCAGAAAUUGCAAAAAUUGGACAAUCUGAACUAAAUCAAUGUGUUUUGGAGCGUGUAAAACACUUUACAAGAGAAGGUAAGCACAAUUUUGGAAUGUUAGCAAUUUCCAAUUAUUUAUUUUCACCUUAACUUAUUUAGGAGGAGAUAAGACUCGGUGGCUGACAUUGUGGUUGGUGGUCGACUUUGAUUCAAAGUCUGACAGAUGGGUAGCUCUGAAUGCUUUGAAAGCUCUGAAGAGAUCCAAAACGAUUAGACUAGCCUUUAUUCAGUCUGGAAGUGCAAAGUCUCAGGUCAACAAGUUUGUGCACGGUCUGAUUGAGAUUUUGCCUUCUGAAGCUGCUAAAGAAGUCUUGACUAAGAAGUUGAACGAUGAAGCAUGGUUGAUCAAGGCUUCUAAGAAUGUUCAGAAGUUGGAAGAAUUGAAGGUUAAGGUAAGUUCACUUAACUUUAGCUAUUUGCUAAAUCAUACUAUUUUUCUUGAUUAUGGUAUCUGACGCUUGAUUUUCUAGGACUUGGACGUGUCUUCUUUCAAAAAAGAAUUCGCCGCGCUGAGCAACUUUAAAUUGAAACUUGAAAAUGAGUUUGCCAAGAGAGUUGUUGGGGAAAAGAAGGCUGCUGUCAUUGUGAAUGGUGAAGUAAGUUAUAAUUGUUAAAAAAAAUUAGUUUUGGUACAAAUUGUUACCUAAAAUUUGAUUUUUAGGUAUACGGUCCACUGAAAGCUAGUGAAACUCUUGAAGUUGAGGAUAUCUUUCUUUUGGAACACUUGGCCAAACAGCGAGGAGCUGUUGAACUAGCUGAUGCUAUUGACAAACUAGAUGUACCUGCUGCUAACGACAAGUCCAGUGAUGUUCUGCUCAGAGCAUGGUCAGCUUUUGCAAAGUACGCAGUGAAGAAAGAACGUCGUCAGCUGAGUCUGGCUUCUGACUCCGAGAGUGUAUUGUACUUGUUGGCUGGCGACCAGAAGCGAGGAAUCCUUGACUUGACAUUGGUUGUGGAUUCUCUGAGUAAAGGAGCUCAACGACUGUCAGCUGUGGUAGCCAGUCUUACCCGAGUGCUGAAUUGUGACAUCAAGAUAGUCAUGAAUCCGAAGGCCAAACUCAGCGAACUACCGUUGAAGCGCUUCUUCAGAUUUUCCCUGAACGAAGAGUUGCUGUUUGACACUAAUGGAAAGAUUGUCAGUCCAGCUCUCACCUUCUCUGAACUGCCUAACAAACAGCUUCUCACCUUGAAUAUUAUUCCUCCAGAUGCCUGGAUGGUGCAACCAGUGUUUGCCAAAUACGAUCUGGACAACAUCAAGAUGGAAUCUGUAGCCCAAGAAGAUGUAGUAGCUGUCUAUGAGUUGGUACACAUUCUGUUGGAAGGACACUGCUUUGACGUUGAGAGUGGUUCUCCGCCUCGAGGAUUGCAAUUUAUUUUAGGAACGCAAACUGAGCCAGCUGUCUUUGAUACAAUUGUGAUGGCUAAUUUAGUAAGUCUUAUAGUAUUUAGAAAAUAUGCACAGGAAAACAAAAAUCCGUGACAAUGUUUGUGUAUUAUUGUGAUAUGGUGUCUGAAGUAAUUAAAAAUGAUUUUAGGGUUACUUCCAAUUGAAGGCGUCUCCAGGAGCUUGGAUUCUGCAACUACGUGAAGGUAAAUCACGAGGAAUCUACAGUAUCCACAACCACACCAACACUGAAAGUGAACAAGGCGUUCAGCAGAUCCGGGUUGUCAUUGACAGUUUUCUCGGUCGAGUCAUCCGAGUUCGGGUCGGAAAGUUGCCAGGAAAGGAAAAUGAAGGACUUCUUUCGGAUUCUGGAGCCAAAGAUGAGGUCCCAAUGUUUGCAGAGGAAGAAGAAGAGUCGAUUUGGUCUUCAAUUCAGAACAAACUGGUCGGUGGAGACAAACACGAACAGAUCAACAUCUUCUCCUUGGCUUCUGGCCAUUUGUACGAGCGAUUUAUGAGGAUUAUGAUUGUCUCCGUGGUCAAGAACACUAAACAUCCGGUCAAGUUUUGGUUGCUAAACAACUACUUGUCACCUCAGUUUAGGGUAUGUUCAAAGUGUUUUUUAAUAAGUUUUCAAAUUUGAAUACGUUUUCAAGUUUACUAAAGACCUUGUAAGGCAUUUUAAAUUUUUUCAAAACAAAAUUUUAUAGGAAUCGCUACCUAAAAUGGCCAAAUAUUACGGGUUUGACUUCGAACUGGUAGAAUACAAGUGGCCGAGAUGGCUACACCAACAGUCGGAGAAGCAACGUAUCAUGUGGGGCUACAAGAUUCUGUUCCUUGACGUGCUGUUCCCCUUGAACAUCAAGAAGAUCAUCUUUGUAGAUGCCGAUCAAGUGGUUCGAACUGACAUGAUGGAGUUGAUGAACUUUGAUCUGGGCGGAGCUCCUUAUGGCUACACUCCGUUCUGUGACAGUCGUUCCUCAAUGGAAGGCUUUAGAUUCUGGAAGAAGGGCUACUGGUCGAAUCAUCUGGCUGGAAGAAGGUAUCACAUUAGUGCUUUGUACGUGGUCGACUUGGCCAAGUUCAGACAGAUCGCGGCUGGAGACCGUCUCAGAGGUCAAUAUCAAGGUCUGAGUGCUGAUCCUAACAGUUUGUCUAACUUGGAUCAGGACUUGCCGAACAAUAUGAUACAUCAAGUCAGAAUCAAGAGUUUGCCUCAAGAAUGGUUGUGGUGCGAGACAUGGUGCUCUGACGAGACUAAGAAACAGGCCAAGACUAUCGAUUUGGUAAGUUUGAAAUAUUUUAGUAGUCAAUUAUAAAUGCCCUAAUUGGUUAGAGAUGUUGAAACUACUAAUAGAUUUUAUCAAAGUAAUCAAAAACGGUUUUAGUGUAACAAUCCAGAAACCAAAGAGCCAAAGCUGGAUUCAGCGAUGAGAAUCAUACCAGAAUGGACUGAGUACGAUACCGAGAUCAAGAAGGUGCUCAGCGGAGAACUGACGCCAAAAGUGCAGCAAGAGGAGGAUAGUCAUGCCGAGCUGUGA